UUUCGCUCUCCCAGCCACUUCCCAAGGGAAACAUGGCAUUUGCAGGCAAAUACGAGUUCGAAGGCGAUGAGAACUAUGAUGAAUUUGUGAAGAAGAUUGGUCUUCCCAGUGACAAGAUUGAAUUGGGAAGGAAUUGCAAAAUAGUGACUGAGGUGGUGCAGAAUGGAAAUGACUUCACCUGGACACAGCAUUUCCCAGGAGGCCGCACCACAACCAACACAUUCACAGUUGGCAAGGAAGCAGACAUGGAGACCUUUGGUGGUAAAAAGUUCAAGGCAACUGUUAAAAUCGAAGAUGGAAAGCUGGUAGCUGAGUUUCCCAACUACCGUCACACUGCAGAGAUCAGUGGAGGAAAACUGGUAGAGAUUUCUACUUCUUCUGGUGUAGUCUACAAAAGAACCAGCAAAAAGAUUGCAUAA
This is a messenger RNA of Pipra filicauda (Wire-tailed manakin), 419 nucleotides long. RefSeq names its product fatty acid binding protein 6 (gene FABP6). Bases 33 to 419 code for a protein of 128 amino acids. Gene Ontology annotation, biological process: fatty acid transport. NCBI's taxonomy places the organism in Eukaryota, Metazoa, Chordata, Aves, Passeriformes, Pipridae. The record is from RefSeq and is a predicted model, not a curated record. Gene Ontology annotation, molecular function: fatty acid binding. The transcript has 4 exons. Gene Ontology annotation, cellular component: cytosol; nucleus.